AUGGAAACUACAAUGGUUUCAAAAGCCAAAAGACUUCACUUUAUUUUGAUCCCUCUCAUGGCUCAAGGGCAUCUGAUCCCCAUGGUUGAUAUCUCCAAGAUUCUUGCGCGACAAGGUAACAUCAUUACCAUCAUUUCAACCCCUCAAAAUGCUUCUAGAUUUGCCAACACAGUUGAGAGGGCGAGAUCGGAGUCGGGUCUCGACAUCAACAUCGUGGAAUUUCCAAUUGCCUACAAAGAAUUCGGUCUUCCCCAAAAUUGUGAGACUCUCGACACUUUGCCCUCAAAGACCCUCCUACGGAGAUUCUAUGACGCUGUGAAUAAGCUUCAGGAGCCAUUGGAAACGUUUCUUGAGCAGCAAGAAAUUCCUCCAAGUUGCAUUAUCUCCGACAAAUGCCUUUUUUGGACUUCAAAAACUGCGAAAAGGUUCAAGAUCCCGAGGAUCGUGUUCCACGGGAUGUGUUGUUUCUCUCUUUUGAGUUCACACAACGUCCAUCUUCAUAGCCCUCACCUCUCGGUUUCUUCAGACUCAGAAACUUUCUCUAUACCAGGAAUACCACAUAGGAUCGAGAUAGCUAGAGCUCAGUUACCAGGUGCUUUUGAGAAGUUAGCAAAUAUGGAUGACGUUCGCGAGAAGAUGCGUGAAGCCGAAUCAGAAGCCUUUGGGGUUAUCAUUAACAGCUUCCAAGAUUUGGAGCCUGGCUAUGCAGAGGCUUACUCUGAGGCCAUCAAGAAGAAGGUAUGGUUCGUUGGACCCGUUUCUUUAUGUAAUGAUCGUAUGGUAGACCUAUUCGAUAGAGGAAACAAUGGUAACAUUGGGAUAAGCGAGACAGAAUGCUUGAAGUUUCUCGAUUCGAUGAGACCAAGGUCAGUGUUAUAUGUUUGUCUAGGCAGCCUCUGUCGACUAAUACCUAAUCAAUUGAUAGAACUAGGGCUAGGGUUAGAAGAAUCUGGAAAGCCCUUUAUUUGGGUGAUCAAGACCGAGGAAAAACACAUGAAUGAGCUAAAUGAAUGGUUAAAGCGAGAAAAGUUUGAAGAGAGAGUCAGAGGAAGAGGGAUAGUAAUAAAGGGUUGGAGUCCUCAGGCUAUGAUACUCUCACAUGGCUCGACCGGAGGGUUUUUGACUCACUGCGGUUGGAACUCGACGAUCGAAGGAAUAUGUUUUGCUGUACCAAUGAUUACAUGGCCUAUGUUCGCUGAGCAGUUCCUCAAUGAGAAACUUGUGGUGGAGGUCUUGAAGGUAGGGGUUAGGGUUGGAGUGGAGAUUCCGGUGAGAUGGGGAGAUGAGGAAAAAGUUGGAGUGUUGGUCAAGAAAGAGAAUGUUGUGAGAGCUAUAAAGCUUUUGAUGGUGGAAGAUUGUAAAUAUGUUAAUGAAGAUGAUGAUGAGAGUGAGUUCGUGAGACGAAAUAGACGUAUUCAAGAACUGGCAGUAAUGGCGAAAAAGGCUGUGGAAGAAAAAGGAUCUUCAAGUACUAAUGUUUCAAUCUUGAUCCAAGACGUUUUAGAGCAGUUGAGUCUCGAAUAA
This is a messenger RNA of Thlaspi arvense, 1524 nucleotides long. Lineage: Eukaryota; Viridiplantae; Streptophyta; Magnoliopsida; Brassicales; Brassicaceae. The record is from the annotation of a GenBank genome assembly.